CUCUGUCUUUUCCUCCUUUCCUCCUUCCCUCCUGCUCACACCUCCCCAUCGCAGCUCAUCAGCACAGCAUCUUCCAUCUUCAAAAUGGCCUCUUUCCAGGAUCGUGCUCAGCACGCCAUUGCCCAGCUUGACAAGGAGCUCUCCAAGUACCCUGUCCUCAACAACCUGGAGCGCCAGACCUCCGUCCCCAAGGUCUACGCCGUCCUGGGCCUGGUCGGUGUCUACUUCUUCCUGGUCUUCUUCAACAUUGCCGGUGAAUUCCUCGUCAACUUCGCUGGUUUCAUCAUCCCUGGCUACUACUCCCUGAACGCUUUGUUCACCCCCCAGAAGUCCGAUGACACGCAGUGGUUGACGUACUGGGUUGUUUACGGUUUCUUCAUCGUUAUUGAGAGUGCCAUCAGUGCCCCUUACUGGUUCCCCUUCUACUACAUCUUCAAGUUCGCCCUUGUUCUCUGGAUGGCUCUUCCCCAGACCAACGGUGCUCAAAUUGUCUUCCACUCCUUCAUCCAGCCCGUGCUUGGCCGUUUCUUCCAGGGCGGUUCCACCUCGGCCAACCUCCGUGCUCAGGCCGAGGCUGCCACCAAGGCCCAGUAAAUUACUGGCCUGUGAGUUCGAGUGAUUCGUGGCUUGUUUUUCGAUCAGCCAUGGAGUCGGUCGUUUCUCGGAGUGCUCGGUGGAUUUGUGGAAAGUAAACGGAGUCAUCGCACGAGGGCUUUGUGGAUAUGUUGGAAAAACGACGUACGGAUGAGGUGAUGAUGCUGAGGCCAUGUCGGGCGAAGUUGGGGCCAUGAUUGCUAUUUAUGUUGUUCCUGUUGCCAUGACUUGAUUUUAAGUAGAAUUGCUGGUGAAAUUUUUUGGUGGAUGAUGGACAUGACAGAACUGGGUGGUUCUUAUUCCAUGGGCAG
This is a messenger RNA of Aspergillus heteromorphus CBS 117.55, 905 nucleotides long. RefSeq names its product putative membrane biogenesis protein (Yop1) (gene yop1). The record is from RefSeq and is a predicted model, not a curated record. The transcript is spliced from 6 exons. The coding region runs from base 85 to 594 and encodes 169 amino acids. Lineage: Eukaryota; Fungi; Ascomycota; Eurotiomycetes; Eurotiales; Aspergillaceae.